This is a messenger RNA of Momordica charantia (bitter melon), 315 nucleotides long. NCBI's taxonomy places the organism in Eukaryota, Viridiplantae, Streptophyta, Magnoliopsida, Cucurbitales, Cucurbitaceae. The record is from RefSeq and is a predicted model, not a curated record.
AUGUCCCCAUAUCGCAUUGUUUUUGGUAAAGCAUGUCAUUUUCCAUUAGAGCUAGAACAUAGAGCAUAUUGGGCUACGCGGAAACUAAAUUUUGAUUAUGUUGCUGCAGGUGAAGCGAGAUUGCUCCAAUUACCUGAGUUGGAUGAAUUUCGUCAGUUUUCUUAUGAGAAUGGUAAGCUUAAGUCUAGAUGGUCGGGCCCAUUCGUAGUUGAACAUGUUUAUGGACAUGGAGCGGUGGAUUUAAAGGGUUCCAAAGGUAAUAUCUUUAAGGAUCAAGAUCCGACCUUCGUCAACAUUGCACCAAACGCAAUUUAA